AUGAUCGACUGUCACGCGCAUCUCGUCGACAAAAAAUUCAAGAAUGAUAUCGACGAGGUGAUCGAGAAAGCGAAAGAGGCUAGAGUAUCAAAAGUGGUGGUGGUCCCCGAGUGGCCGUCACAAUUCGACGCAGUCUUUGAGCUCUUCGCGAGACAUCCCGAUUUUAUCGUCCCAUCCUUGGGUCUCCAUCCGAUUCGGAAAAAUCACAAAGGUGUCAAUCGAGAGGAGCUGAAAGAACUCGAGGCGGCUUUGGAAAAGUAUAAAGGGCUGGUGAAAUGUAUCGGUGAGGUUGGACUCGACUACACAGUGACUCUUUGGAAAAUCGACGAGGAUAGCAUGCAAGCGAUGAGAGAUGUUUUAAAAGAAGAAACUCGACUCGCUCUACUGUAUGACUUACCCAUGACAGUUCACUCGAGAACCGCUCACAAAGAGACGAUCGCGCUUCUUAUCGAAAACGGCGCGAAACGAGUGGCUAUGCAUGCAUUUGGAGGGACACCAGAAGAGGCUAAACACGGUGUUGAGCAUGGCUUUUACUUUAGCAUCCCUCCAUCAUUUUCAAUCAAUGACCAGGGCGCCGCUUUGGUUGCCUCCAUUCCACUCGAGAAUCUCCUGUUAGAGACCGAUUCACCGGUACUUGGCCCGGUGAAAGGUGAGCGAAAUGUGCCAGCAAAUCUAAUAGCAUCAGCUAAAUUCAUAGCAAAGGUCAAAAACCUUUCCGAGAUCAAUGUCAUCGAGGCGACGAGCGCUAAUGCAAGGAAAUUGUUUCGCUUA
Molecule: messenger RNA, 771 nt
Organism: Mesorhabditis belari
Lineage: Eukaryota; Metazoa; Nematoda; Chromadorea; Rhabditida; Rhabditidae
Source: the annotation of a GenBank genome assembly